UACCAGGCCAUCAGCUCGAUCCUUUUCAUGCUUCAAGAUCGACACGGGAUUAACACCAAUGUGGAUCACUGAGCACUAGGUGAUGAUGAAGCUGCAUAUAUGCUUACAAAUCGUCAAUCUAUCAGACAAAUUAGAAAGAUCUGAAAUGUGUGCAUGCAUGGCAGGGAGGGAGGGCGGGCGUCACUUUGUGAUCCUGGAAUUCAUUCUUAUUCCAAAAACUGUGCAGUUCUCUCACGAAAUCAUCCAAGUAGCUAGCGGGAGGAAAUUGAGAAGGCAAAUUGCAGAGGUGAAUUCAAAAAGAAACGUGACAAAACAUAGUGUGUUGACAUCAAGUUGAUUGGUUGAGGAAUAUAUUCCAAGUGCUCAGUGUGAGCAAGCAAAGCAAUUCAGGUGGAGAAUUCUGUGAUCAUAUAUACAUGCGAAUGAGAGACUGUGUGUUGUAUCUUUUUCAUGCCAUCAGAAUCCAGCCUCCCUCGGUUAUUUACUCAACCAACAAAAAUAAUGUGCAGCAGCCAUCCAGACGACAUGAUUACAUGCAUUGGUUUCCUGUAUCAGGUAGAUGGUCACUUCCUUUACAAAAGCAUGUAAUUCUGAUUCUGCCACAAUUUUGGUGCAGUUUUUUUUUUUUUUUUUUUUUUUUGCCUUGGUGAUUUUGACAACAUAUGUGAUUAUUAUAUCUUGUUGAACGUUAUCAACAAUCUGCGUUUGUAGUCCAACGGUUAGGAUAAUUGCCUUCCAAGCAAUAGACCCGGGUUCGACUCCCGGCAGACGCAUCUAUAUUUUUUGCUAUUUUUUCAUUAACUGUCUGGAAAUAGAAUUUGGUUAUGGUAUCUCUGUAUCAGCAUCGAAAGCGUUCAAGUUCGCUUUGGAGAAGCAAAUAUGAAAGGGUUUUUGCAGGUAAAAACCCAACAAUGGAUUAUUAUUUUUCUACCAACGUGCAAAGGCUUGGAUUAAUGUGGGUCAGCAUUGCUUUGAACAAAGGCAAUUUCCUCCACAAUGGGAGGCCAGGCCAGUCCACCAGGGAAAGUGCAGCAACAUGUUUCGUGGGAAGCCCCUUCAAUUGAUUGAGUUGCUUUAAACACAGAUGUUUCUUUUUACUCUAACUCAGGCAAUGCAGCGGCUGGAAAGACUAAUUGAGAGAUUUCACAGGAAGAUGUCUGGCAGCCUUUACUUCCAAUCUGGGAACAUGUUCUAUCACGCAAGCUGAACUGCGAGGUGCGUUGGGUCAACCUUCAAUUUGAUUCCCUUAGUGUAGUGCAGCUGUUACACAAUGACAUAUCCGUGGGCAGUAAAUAUCCAACAUGUUUAUUAUCGAGAAUUCAAUAAGCGUGCCGAUUUUCUGACUAAUCGGGGGCAUGCACCUUCUCCCUUUUCUUUGUCAAAAAAAAAAACCUUCUCCCUUUUGGUUUUCAGAGUGUUUGGUUGAUGGUUAAGAAAUUCUUCCGUCCGAUAAAAGGAGGGUGUAUAAGUUUUUUUAUUUAAUUUUAAGAACGAGUGCUUUAUAAGUUGGAUGCGAGCAAUUGGUGAAAUUUGACGCUUUUUAAAGGAAGUUGAUAUAUAUAUAACCCGUCUACUAAAGAAUUAAGUUUUGAAAUAUAACUCGUUCUUUGUUGUCCAAAACAAACUAUUUAAUUUUUUUUAUUUUCUAAUUACUCCAAAGUCUUAAAAGUUGAAUUAAUAGAAUGUACUUUUUCUCAUUCUAUCUCAUCUCAGAGUAUCCAUUUGCUUGAAACGAAUAUGCCUCCAGUUAGCGGUGGGCAAACGGUUCGGUAAACCCAAAUCGAACCAAAACCGAAUUAAAUCGAACCAAAACCGAAUUAAUGUUAUUUGGUUCGGAAUUUGGAAGGAAAAUAUGGAUAGUUCAGAAAUUAGGGUUCUUUCAACAGAACCGAAUUUUCGAAUUUCCGACCGAAAAUCCGAAAUACUAUAAUUGCAAGCUCCAAAUGGUGGAUUUUUAUGUUUGCAGUUGUUUUUAGACUUAAAUAUUUGAAAUGUUUUAUGACUUAUGUGUUGAAAAGUUUGGUUUUAUGAUUGAUGAUGCAUAUAAUUGAUAUUUAUUGUUUAUAUUAGGGGUGAAAAAUAAUUUAAAAGUGAGAAAAUACAAGUAGUCACAAAUUCGGUUUUGUGUGAAAAACCGAACCGAACCGAAUUAUAGUUCGGUUCAAAUCGACCGAACCGAAUUAUAAUUUGGUUCGAAUUCGGUUUGAGGUUUGAGAGAAUGCGGGGACCCAGUAUUCAUAAUUUCGGUUCGGUCGAAACCAAACCGACCGAAUGCCCACCCCUACCUCCAGUUACUCUAUUGCCUCCUAUAAUUCUUCCAUAUUGCAAAUAAUAUUUUUUCUGACACAAAUCUUUCAAAGCUUGUCUCGAGAGGAAGCUUAUAUUGAUAACCAUUUUAAGGUAAAAACGGGUAUAAGUAAGAAUAUGAUAUCUCUAGUUACUUAAGUCAAAUAUAUCUUUCAUAAGGUUAAUUUUACUUCUAGUUACCACAUCACAAGGUAUGUUCAUUUAAAAUAAGUCAACUGAAAAAAGACAUCUAUUAUCCUUCUACUUUUCUCAUGACAAUACAUUGAUAAAAUUGAGAGACGAGGUGAGUAUAAUGAUAUAUAGUUGUAUUUUUCUGGUACAAAAGGGAAGACAAUGAGUAGGGUGAAGUGAGUACAAUGGUAGUCGUACAUAAUUGUAUUUUUCGAACACAAAUCACAACAUGUUUACUUGAAUCCAUAUAAAUUAUUUGAGAAUAAUAUCCACACAUUGUCAAUUGAUAACAUGGACUAUGCGAGUAUUUUGUGGGUAUAUGUUUUUAUUGCAAAUACUAUGUUAUGAACAAUAAGGAGUUAUUAACACUAUUACUCGAUCUAACUUAGAAUUAUACUCAUCGAGUCAUGAUUAGUAUUUCUAGUCUCAUCACUCCUCGUAUUUCGAAAUCCAAGAAUCUGCAUACUAUCUAAAAAUCUUACUCUUGCCAUUGCAAAUUAAAUUGAAUGCAGUCAAUCUAUAGUGAAUAAAUCUAAGUGAUUCUCUUAACAUAUAUAUUCUAAUUUUAAUACCCAUGAUGCACGCCCUUCUUCCUCUCUACUUUCCAAAUCGAGACAUUCAUCCAAGAAAUUUGUCAAAUUUUUUACAUCCUAUGUAUUUUAAUUUUUAACAUUAUCACGGUUACUACAACAUUCUAGGUUGCUCGAAUAGUCAGAAUAUAAUCCAUAGAAUCAUUGCAAUUUGCAAUCAAUAAUUUAUUAUAUAAAUAUAUACAAUUUUCUACUUUGCUCCAGUUUAACUAAUCUCUAUGAUUAAGCAAAGAAUAGGACUAAUCUGUCAAAUCAGUAUAUUCCUCAAAAUGAAAAUGCGCCAUUAUUAGUUAGUUAGUAAUUCGCCGAGGUAGACCAAUAAGUACCUCAUUAACUGCCAAAUGGCAAUUAGUUGGCCGGCCUGCUGAGUCCACACACAAAUUUCCGCUGUACCACCUCACACAGUAACCCAAACUCUUGAAGGUUGUUAUCGUAAAUUGCCCCCUUCCCUGCCUCCACCUUCUCCGUCCGAUCAAGACACCGCUGCGCAAAAAUCUCCAGACAAAAAAUCUUGCCCAUCCAGAAAAACGCUCCCGCCUCCGGUCAUCUUUCCUUCCUUCCCUUUUCACCGGCUGUCUCCCUCUGUUGACUUCCGGAUCUGACUCCUUUUCAACUCAACCCCAUUCCUCACCCCCUCGCCGGCAUGGGUAGCUGUAACAGCGUGCCUUCCUCCUCCUCCGCCACCGGUGGCGGACGCACCAACGGGAUCACUGUCCUCCCUCCAAACGCCGCCGCCGCGCCCCGCCCUCCCCCGCCGCCGACCCACUCGCAACCAGCCUCUUCCGACCACCCCGCCCCCUCUGCCGGCGUCGGCCGCGUCCUGGGUCGGCCGAUGGAGGACGUACGGUCCACUUACAUAUUCGGCCGGGAACUGGGUCGGGGCCAAUUUGGAGUUACCUACUUAGUUACCCACAGGGAGACUAAAGAGCAGUUCGCCUGCAAGUCAAUCGCAUCGAGGAAGCUGAUCAAUCGCGACGACAUCGAAGACGUCCGCCGCGAGGUGCAGAUUAUGCAUCACCUGACCGGCCACCGGAACAUAGUCGAGCUGAAGGGUGCAUACGAGGAUCGGCAUUCGGUUAAUUUGGUGAUGGAGCUUUGCGCCGGCGGGGAGCUCUUCGAUCGGAUCAUCGCCAAGGGACAUUACUCCGAGAGGGCAGCAGCUGGGCUUUGCCGGCAGAUGGUCACGGUGGUGCACAAUUGUCAUUGUAUGGGGGUUAUGCAUAGGGAUUUGAAGCCGGAGAAUUUCCUCUUCUUGAGUACCGCCGAGGAAUCGCCUCUCAAGGCUACUGACUUCGGGCUCUCUGUGUUUUUCAAGCCAGGAGAUGUGUUCAAGGAUCUCGUUGGAAGUGCAUAUUAUGUAGCUCCUGAAGUUUUGCGCAGAAGCUAUGGUGCUGAGGCUGAUAUUUGGAGUGCUGGGGUUAUCUUGUACAUUCUACUUAGUGGAGUUCCGCCAUUCUGGGGAGAGACAGAGCAGGCUAUCUUUGAUGCUGUUUUGCAUGGGCAUAUUGAUUUCUCUUCAGAGCCAUGGCCUUCCAUAUCAAGUAGUGGUAAAGAUCUCGUCAAGAAGAUGCUGAGGGCUGAUCCAAAGGAAAGGCUAUCAGCAGUUGAAGUGCUCAAUCAUCCAUGGAUGAGAGAAGACGGUGAUGCAUCCGAUAAGCCUAUUGAUAUUGCUGUUUUAUCAAGAAUGAAACAGUUCAGGGCUAUGAACAAGCUAAAAAAAGUAGCUCUGAAGGUAAUCGCAGAAAAUCUUUCCGAGGAAGAAAUCAUGGGGUUAAGAGAAAUGUUUAAAUCCAUGGACACGGAUAACAGUGGAACCAUAACUUACGAGGAGUUGAGGGCUGGUCUUCCAAAGCUCGGCACCAAGCUGUCCGAGUCUGAAGUCAGGCAAUUAAUGGAAGCGGCGGACGUGGAUGGAAAUGGAACAAUUGACUACAUAGAGUUCAUCACCGCAACCAUGCACUUGAAUAGAAUGGAAAGAGAGGAUCACUUGUACAAGGCUUUUGAAUAUUUCGACAAGGACAAGAGCGGGUACAUCACCAUGGAAGAGUUGGAGCAUGCGCUUAAGCAAUACAACAUGGGUGAUCCCAAAACGAUGAAGGAGAUCAUUGCAGAAGUAGACACUGACAAUGAUGGAAGAAUCAACUACGACGAGUUUGCAGCAAUGAUGAGAAAAGGCAGUCCAGAGUUGGUCCCCAACAGACGGCGCAAGUAAGCUGAUGGUAUCCGUCUGAGAUCCAUUCUCGACCACUUUAAGGUUUUGUAAUGCAUUAGGAACGAGUGUCUGUUGUUGAGAGAAGAGUGUGUUUGGCACAUUGACUGUUUCACAAUAAACGCGAUAGUAAAUUCCUCUUUACAUUUGUUUUUUUAUUAUCAGUGUCCGAGAGCAAUGAGCACCCAUAUCUGCUAUCUUUUCCCAAUUGCAUUAUGACGUGGAUUGGAAGUCAUCAAUGUCAUUGAUGUAAUUAUGCAAGCUUUCGUAGAAAGACCAAUUGCAAUGCCAACGUAGAUGGACAUCAUAGGGGGUCUGGUCCUAUUUUACUUUGUGUCAUUUAAAUGAAUUAAAAUAUACUUGAUAUGAGUUAAUUUUUUUUUAAUAUGCAAUUAUAAAUGAAUUUCAUUAAUGUAGGGGUAAUGAAAUUCAAAUGAGUUAGAUUGCAAAAAUUUGAUGAGGCGUCGAUAGAAAUCACAUCGCAAUUGACUUUGUAAUUGUAUGGAUGUUGAUGCUCUAACAACAACCUUAUUUGAUCUUCACUCUAUGACUAGUCAUGAGCUAUAUUUUUGUGUGCGGCACGCGAAGCGUGGUCGAGGCUUAGAGAUGAACAAAAAGAGCUGCAACCCAAAUCUACUCGUUCUAUUGAUCUAUUCGAUUCAAUUCAUUUAUAUUUACGGUUCAAAAUAAGAUUUAAGGUUGAGUUAGCAUUUUUUUACGAAAUCCUUCCUUUUGAGUUGGGUACCGGUUUUGCCUUUAAGUUCGUUUCAUUGGUGGCGCGUUGGUGGUCGGAGAGCUGGAAGAAGGUUCGUGGACUGUUAGGGGACUGAGGAAGAAAUGGGCUACCAACUAACUGGCAAUGUCGCAAACCACUCGAGUGUGUAUGACAGAGAGCAACCAUACCUUUUUCCAUCCAAAAACCAAGUCUUACGUUGUGCUUCCAUUUCCACGUCGAUUUCUUCAUCGUAUGCUGUUGAAAUAUACUAGUUCACUUUGCGCAUAAAAUUUUGUGUUUAGUUUAGAUAAAUAUUUCUAAUUUGUUGUAAAAGCGCCUGUUCACGUAUAUUGAAGUAGACUAUUCAUUUUUGUUUGGUAUUGAGUUAAACUUUUUCAACAUAAUGUUUGUCUAAAUAUGUUUUAGAGUUGGCUGUCCAUUGGGCGACAAAAAAACUCUUCUUUGGCAUGUCAAUCAGUAAGUAUUAGUUGUACUAUUUAUGCUGGUCCUAAUGUCUAUUUUUAUUCAAUUUUUUUCCGUAUUCUUUUAUAUUAUCCAAACAUAUUAAAAUGUUAUUAAUUAGCUAAUCUUUCGUAAUGCAUCAAAGUAUUAGCUAUUUUUACGUUAUCGUUAAUAUUUUUGUAACUCUUUAUUAGUUAAAAUACUAAAAUUUUGAAAUGUUGGUCUUCAUAUGUCUCUUCCAAUUCGGUAUCAUAUUGACAAGUCAAUAUUACUAACAAAAUUGCUAACUGAAAUUAACAUUUAGCUAAUUUUUAACAUUUUGAUAAAUUUAGAUGAUAUAAAAAAAAAUUGAAUAAGAAAUAGACAUUACUCAU
This is a messenger RNA of Linum trigynum, 6828 nucleotides long. NCBI's taxonomy places the organism in Eukaryota, Viridiplantae, Streptophyta, Magnoliopsida, Malpighiales, Linaceae. The record is from the annotation of a GenBank genome assembly.